This is a messenger RNA of Lagopus muta (rock ptarmigan), 3436 nucleotides long. RefSeq lists its product as uncharacterized. Bases 1 to 1083 code for a protein of 360 amino acids. NCBI's taxonomy places the organism in Eukaryota, Metazoa, Chordata, Aves, Galliformes, Phasianidae. The record is from RefSeq and is a predicted model, not a curated record. The transcript has 7 exons.
AUGGCUCACAUUCCUCAGCUCCAACCCCUUCCUGUGCCCCUCGAUAUACAACCCGGGCUGCAACACGCCUGGGAGCCGCUGCUCCCCUCGCUGCGGCCCGUCUGGCCCAGCAAACCCGCUGUGCUGGUGAUACGGGUCGGCUUCCUCAGCAACAGCGAUUCACGGCAGCAGCACCCGCCCCGCACAGCGCGGCACGCACGCAGCCCAGCCCAGCCCGUCCUGCGGCCGCCCCCUGCCCCGCGCCGUCACGGCGGCGGCUCCGCCCAGCGGCCCGGCCCAGGCAGUCGUUGCAGCCCGACUGAGCCCGGAACUCCUCUUCCCUCACGGCCACGGACGGCUGCGUUCCGGCGGGACGGGAGUCGGCCUUCGCUGGGCUCCGCUGCUCUGUGUCCCCCACGCCUCGCUCUCUUCUCCUUUCCUUUCCUCUCCUCUCCGGCGCUGUUGGUCUCUCCGAGCGGCGACGUUGGCGCUGUGUCACCUCCCGGGCUGCUGCUCCCGGCACAUCCCGGGACGGCGCUCAGCCCUGCGGGCAGCUCUGGGCACAGACGGAGCCGUCGGAGCCGCCGGCAGGAGAACGGCCGACUCUUCCCAGCAGAGCAGGCUCCAGUUCAACUUCUGCCUUCCAGCCGUGAUCAUCUCAGCUGCAGGAGAGCAGCAGAUGGCCACAGCACAUGCAUCUCAGCUCCACUUCCAACUCCCAAACCCAUGGUGAUCUCCCUGCUUGAAGGAGGGGAAGAGCCCUGGAUCCCAGAUGUGCGUAGCCCUGAGGCCGUGCCAGGAGACCUCAGCCCAGCAGGAACUGGGAUUGCAGAUACGCUGGAGGACCUGGAGGAAAGUGGUGUGGCCGAAAGGCGGUGGGGUGGUGUCUGUGUGGAAGAAAUGAGAAGGGAUGUCCAAGGAGGCCUGGAGCAAGGUCAGGGUGAGCACAUCAUGGAGCCACUGGGAAAGGGUCUGGGAAAGACAGGGAGGAGCCCGUUGGACUUCAACGUAGGUCAAAAGGAGAUUGAAGAACCCAGGAGCAAGGAUGUGUGCCAGCAGAAAAAGCAGAAUCCAUGCACUGAGUGUGGGAAAACAUUAAAAUAGAUUCCAGCAUCGUUAAUCACCAGUGCAUACGCUCAGCAAUGAAUCCAUACAAGUGCUCUGAUGGGAAGAGCUUCAAAAGCAGUUCUGAAUUGAAGAGCCACGAGCGAUUCCACACGGGGGAGAGACCCUACAAGUGCUUUGAAUGUGGGAAGUCCAUAAAAAGCCGUUUCCACUUCAUCUAUCACCAGUGCAUCAACACAGGGGAGAGACCCUUUACGUGUCCUGAGUGUGCAAAAAGCUUCAAAAGCAGUUCUGAAUUGAAGCUGCACCACUGCAUCCACACAGGGGAGAGACCUUUUAAGUGUCAUGAGUGUGAAAAGAGCUUUAAACACAGAUCUAGUCUCAACACUCAGAAGCAGAGUGCUGAGUGGUUCAUACACAAGGCCAAGGUGUCUUCUCUGUGCUGCAGAAUUUAUUCUUUGGACCAGGAAUGCAGGGUCGCCUCGCCUCCAAGUGUGCUGACAGCAUUUACCACAUGAAUGGUUACCUACUCUUCACUUGUUCAUUUCUGUUCAGUGCAGAGGGAGGCGUCUGCCCUCAACAUGCAAGGUGCCACCAACCCCUGCACAAUCCCUGCAUAAUUUGAGUCUCUCAGGCCAGAAACGCAUGAGGGUCAGGAAAACAGUUAGAACUCAUGCCCCAAGAAGCAUGUUGAGAAUGCAGGGUGUUACAAGCAUAGGGACAGAGCCAGACAGAGUGCUGCAUCAAUACCAGUACCAGCAAAAAAGGGUGGAGAGUCUUAGUUUGGGGGCUACUUGCUGGGGAGCACUGAGGCUCCCAUUUGCUGCCUGACUGAGGGUGCAGUGUCUUGAUCAAGGCUUUGGUUAUUCUGAUCUUGGGCAGGCCUUUGAGAAACUGGGUAUGUGGGCUACUGAUGGACUGAUGGGAUGUUGACACUGUUGGAGAUAGCAGGGAAAAACCUCAUACAGGCACUCCUCAGAGACGGUCAUGUUGCCAAUACCCCAUCCAAAAUCUUCUUGCACACUCUAGGGGUAACUGCACCUGCUGCUUCCCUAAAGUGCCUGUAGACCAGUGCACAUAGCAUGGGAAAUAAACAGGAUGAGCUGGAGCUGUGUACAGACCUUACUUCCCUAAGUCUUCACGACUUGAACUGUUCAUUAGGAUGGUCUCAGUGUUGUAGACAAAGUUUUCCAGGAGCACUGUCCAAAAAAGGAGUUGUCAUAUUUAAGGGUAUUUUUUAUUACAGCAGACACAGAGACAUCAGUGAGUGUGGCUCAACCCCUGUGACACAGAUGGCAGCUCCGUCAGGGAGAGGGAGGCACAGCCAGCAUGGGGAUAGCAUUGUGGGGAUGCAAGAGGGAAAUGUAGUCAAUGAGAGCUGAUAAAUGGAUAUGACUGCACCAGACAAAGAUGGGAAUUAAUGUAGAUGGAGGAGAAAGAAGCCUGUGGAAGAGGCAGAUGCAGGGGGCCAGUUGCUUGUAGCCAAAUGUGUGGUCAGUGUUUGUCUGGGUGGGUGUGUGGGAGGCAUGGGAGGGAGCUGACACCCCUCCAGGACCCAGGAUACCUGAGGAUAAGAUGCCUCAACUGAUUCAGCUGAAUUCUGUCCCCAUGGAAGUGUAAAGGGCUGUCCAGCAGAGUCAGGUAGCUGCAGGGAGAUGUGUGGGGGGAAGGAAGGAGCCCCCCAGCAGCACAGGGACCUUAUGUUGCUAGGGAUGCUGCAUGGGGCUGAGGGUUCACAGCUGCAUUGCAUGCUCAGAGCAUUGCAUAGGGGACUUUUCAAGGAUGACCCAACAUGGGACUUUCUAUCUUAUGCUCAACUGGGUGUGCCUGGCUGCCAUCUUGAAUCUGCCCAGAAUACCAAGUUAGAAGUCCAUGCCUACAUUCACUUUUUGGUCAAGGUGUCCUAAUCCUGAAGUCCAUUUUGCUCUGCUGUGCUGGAGCUGUAUAUGGUGGAUGGGCAUUUUUUAACAAAGUGUUGUUGGUGUUGUUUUAUGCAGAGAAAAUGCCCCAAGGAAAUAUCCUGAAGAAUCACACCACUGAACCUUGAUUUCUUUUGGGAUUUACUGGUCACCCUGGGCUGCCAGCUGUGUGCUUCGCUAUCUUCCUGCUUGUUUAUGUCACAGUUGUCAUUGGGAACAGCCUGAUUGUGCUGGUACCUAUCCCUAUACAUUAUGGAAGUCAUGGGAUCUGGCCCUUCUGGGUCUCUUACUGCCUGGCAGUGGGUGCUGGAGGUGCUUUCCUGGCUGUUCCAAGCUUUUCAGGUUUGACUCGGUCUCAGGAACUCUCUCUCUCCUAUUUUAUUUGAUUUAUUAGUCUCAAUUUCAAUUAGAUUGUAUUAUAUUGUGUUAUCUUGCAUUCCGAUAUCAGUUAGUAAAAUAAGUUUUCCUCCAUA